This is a messenger RNA of Phytophthora nicotianae INRA-310, 561 nucleotides long. RefSeq lists its product as hypothetical. NCBI's taxonomy places the organism in Eukaryota, Oomycota, Peronosporomycetes, Peronosporales, Peronosporaceae. The transcript has a single exon. The record is from RefSeq and is a predicted model, not a curated record. Bases 1 to 561 code for a protein of 186 amino acids.
AUGGGUGUGACAGGACGUGGUGGAGCUGCCGGUCGUGCACUUGGCGAUGCUUCUGGCUUGGACGGCGGCUCUACAUUUAGACUUGGCGGUGAUUGUGUGAAUGGCGGCACUGCGCGUGGACUGGAUGGUACUGGGCGUGGUUUAUCCGGCGCAUGUGGUGUUGGCGAUACUGGCGUGGAUGGCCACUCUGCACUUGAACUAGACGGUGCAGGCCGUGUUGGACCUGACGCUACCGUUGGACUUGGUGGAGGUGCGGCUGGACUGGGUGGUGGAGCAACCAGACUUUGUGACGUCGGUUGUGCUGACGCAGGCGUCCGUGGGCUUAGUGAUACUGCUGGUGUUGCUGGCGCAGGUCGUGGUAGCUCCCGGGGACUUGGUGAUACUGCAUGUAUGGCUGGUUGCGGUGCAGCAGGGCUUGGUGGUGCUUGUGGAGUCGGCAGCCGUGUACUUCGUAAUGCCGCUCAUGUGCCUCGUGGCACUGAAGUUGGGCUUGAUGGUGCUGGCCGUGGUGAAACCGGUGCUCGCGGACGUGGCGAAGAUACUGACGAGCGGCAAGUGUGA